GGAGGCAAAAUACCUGACGACAACGUUUGUCCUGUGGCAAGUUCCACCGACAUUUUGCCCCAUUUUCAUCGCAUAAAUGUCAAGAAUGAGAUAGUUGGCAUCGUAUUGACGUGCCAGAAUAUUUUCAGUGCAGGAUUUCAGUGCGUCACCGUAUUUUGAAUCAGGCUGAUCGUCGAUCACCUUGGUUGACAUUUGGCCUAUCCUAUAAUCAGUUAUUAUAGGUAUUGGCUUCAAAAAUUUCGCCGUGAGAAGCUUGACCCAGCGCUCCUAUGCCAUUACAUUAAAAAGGAACGAGGGUUGCCCAGAUACCAGUCCACUCUUCGUUCUCUUCUUUCUGACGGCUUUCAGUAUCAGUGUCGCAAUUCAAUGACGGAGGAGGAACAUAAAGAAGCUGUCUUCUAUCUUGGGCCCUGGCUCGUGGGCCUCUGCCUCGAUCUCUUCCUUCAGGGAAUUUUAUCAUCACAGUUCAGCAACUAUUAUUCAUGGUACGGGAAGACGGAUGGCAUCAAGCUUAAACUUGCCGUUGGAAUACUCGCCGUCGUCACGUCUCUGAAAUCCAUCCAGUGCUUCGCCAUCGUAUGGAUCCAGCUGAUCGACAAUUUCCUUGAUCUGCAGACCGCAGUCAAUUUGAGGUUCGUUAAGUGGUACCAAAUCGGCAAUCCUUUAAUGGUCGCGUUCAUUGGUUUCUACGUACAAAUGUACUUCUGCUACCGGCUGUGGGUGGUGUCGAAGUAUUGGUGGGUUCCCCUUCCUAUCAUCUUCCUUUUCCUGUUCGCUCUCAUUGCCGCUAUGGUAGUGACGCACUAUGUCGCAAUAUUCGAUCCCAGGUUGGCCAAUUGGCUGUCCGCCCAUUACGCUACCGUCUUUGUUGCCGACUUGUUAUUAUGUACAGCGACUGCCUAUUUCCUCUUGAAGACGAAAAAGAACGUUCUACCACAGACAGUGGGACUCAUUAAUGCCCUCGUCCGUCUGACUUUCCAGACCGCGGCACCGGCUGUUAUUUGGUAUGCCGCUAUUCCCGCUUACGAAACUUCUAUUGAUGAAACCAAACCGUCUUCCAGUGCCCUCCUCAACUUGAUAUUUAUAUACCUUCAAAGUGAUGAGACCAAGAGCAUUUCAAACGCCUUCAUUCAGGCCCUCCCCAAACUUUACGCCGUCAGCAUGAUGUGGACGUUGAAUUCGAGGAGGAGCAUCCGCGUUUCUCACGGAAGCGGAAAGAGCGGGAGUACUAGUAACGAGCCUUCUGGACCAAGGACCGAUUAUUCACGCUCUCGGAGGACCAGAGGGCCAGAUGAUAUUGCCAUGGGUAAUAUUCAGGUGGUUACUCACACUGAAACUGUCCGCGUUACCGAUAUGUUUGGCGAGGAAAAUCAAGUGAUUAAUGGGAAGCUAGGCAACGUCAUUGAUGAUGAAGAGUCGUUGAAGUCGUCUGUUCGCAAAAAUUGAAUCACUCCCGCCCUUUCUCCUCAAGAAUAUUGGCACUCUAGAUCUCCAACGUUCGAUAUUUUUUGUAUACCGAUAAUCCGUGACAUGAUAUAUCCAAUAUAUUUAUUUAGAUAAUUAACCUCGCCUGAGAGGGAAUAAACAUUAUUCUG
Molecule: messenger RNA, 1595 nt
Organism: Guyanagaster necrorhizus
Lineage: Eukaryota; Fungi; Basidiomycota; Agaricomycetes; Agaricales; Physalacriaceae
Exons: 12
Coding region: 367-1446 (359 amino acids)
Source: RefSeq, a predicted model, not a curated record